This is a messenger RNA of Menidia menidia (Atlantic silverside), 2775 nucleotides long. Lineage: Eukaryota; Metazoa; Chordata; Actinopteri; Atheriniformes; Atherinopsidae. The record is from the annotation of a GenBank genome assembly.
AUUUGGAUUACAACGGAAAACGUAGUAAGCUUGGUUGCUACUCUUAAUAUUUUACAUUGUCUGCCUAAUUUAUUAAAUGGUUGAAGCCUUCGCUUUUUGAUAAACUCAUAUGUCAUCACUGUCGUUAAAGAAAAAAUGGUUUAUAGUGUUAUAAUGUACCGCUAGCUAUAAUAGCUAAUACUAGCAAGCUAAGUAUGCUAACAUAGCAAAGUAUUUAGCCCUAUCAUGGGCAGACUCCAUUCGAUUACAAUUUGCUCAGAGAUUAUUCGUAGUCUUAUUUUUUAUAUUUCACAGUCGUUUUAGUUGGCUUGUUUUUUCAGUACGGUACACUUAGUCAGCUACACAUUUAGUAAGGUUGUCCACGUUUUCUCAGGGGCUGCCCAGGGGUCGAACUAAGUUGUUGAUUUCGCCUUUUACUGCUGACCAGAUAAUGCACGGUGAAAGAUCCAGACCGGAGUCCCCCAUAUACGGGUGAUGGCAGCACGCCUGCCAUCAUAUGACAGUAACUCCAGUGACACCGAAAAUUGGGAACAAAAAGUAACCAGCCGGCCUCGUAAACUCUGCAAGCAUUCGAGCAGUCAGCCCAGAGCUUCUCGAGUGGAGGCAGAACACAGAGAGAUGAGCCUGCAUGGUGCCAGUGGGGGCUGUGACCGCUCACGUGACCGCCGUCGUUCCAGCGAUCGCUCCAGGGACUCCUCACACGAGAGAGAGGGCCAGCUCACCCCCUGUAUUCGGAACGUCACCUCACCCACCCGCCAGUACAACAGUGAACGGGAGCGAGAUGGUGGCCCAUCAUCCAGGCCCAGUAGUCCGAGGCCUCAGAGAGUUUCCCCCAGUGGUUCCAGCAGUAGCGGUGUGGUGAGCAGUCGUAAUAGUAGCUUGUCCAGUACUGAAGGCACCUUCAAAAGCCUGGGAGUUGGAGAAAUGGUUUUCGUCUACGAGAAUCCAAAAGAAGGCGGUGCCAGUGCCACUGUUGGAAACCGAAACAUCAGGACCUCCGAGAGAGUUACUCUAAUUGUGGACAAUACACGCUUCGUAGUAGAUCCUUCCAUCUUCACUGCACAGCCCAACACCAUGUUGGGAAGAAUGUUUGGCUCUGGAAGAGAACACAAUUUCACCCGGCCCAACGACAAAGGAGAGUUUGAGGUGGCUGAAGGCAUCAGCUCGACGGUUUUCCGAGCAAUUCUGGAUUACUACAAAUCCGGGAUAAUCCGUUGUCCAGAUGGAAUCUCCAUCCCUGAAUUGCGGGAGGCGUGUGACUAUCUAUGCAUCUCCUUCGACUAUAGCACCAUCAAAUGCAGAGACCUCAGUGCCCUGAUGCACGAGCUGUCCAACGACGGAGCGCGACGGCAGUUUGAGUUUUAUCUGGAAGAAAUGGUUCUGCCUCUGAUGGUCGCCAGUGCUCAGAGCGGAGAGAGGGAAUGUCACAUCGUAGUCCUAACUGAUGACGAUGUGGUGGACUGGGAUGAAGAGUAUCCACCACAAAUGGGAGAAGAGUAUUCACAGAUCAUUUACAGCACAAAACUGUAUAGAUUUUUCAAGUACAUCGAGAACAGAGAUGUUGCCAAAUCAGUUUUAAAGGAGCGAGGAUUGAAGAAAAUAAGGCUGGGCAUUGAAGGUUACCCCACGUAUAAGGAGAAAGUCAAGAAGCGACCGGGAGGGCGUCCAGAGGUUAUUUACAAUUAUGUCCAGAGGCCCUUCAUACGCAUGUCCUGGGAAAAGGAGGAGGGCAAAAGCCGUCAUGUGGACUUCCAGUGCGUUAAAUCCAAGUCCAUCACCAACCUGGCCGCCGCAGCUGCAGACAUCCCCCAGGACCAGCUGGUGGUGAUGCACCCGGGCCCACAGGUGGAUGAACUGGACAUCCUACCCAAUCACCCUCCCAGUGGGAACCACUACAGCAACAACUACAGCAACGAGCCUGACCCCGAUGCACCGUCACCUGCUGUCUGAGGACCCGGUCCUCGCUCAAUGCCUCUGCCCCUCCCACUCUUCUAGUCCUUUUCCCAGCAUGCUGCAGCAUGGAGCGCCGGGGGCACCAUAACCAUAUUGCCUUGACACCUCCUUUGCAGCCUUAGAGCCUCAAGAACCUGAAUGAGUGACUGUAGAAAAAGACAAAUGAGGAAAUCAAGACUGGUAACAUGAAGAGUUCACUAUUGUUUUCAUUUUGUUUUUUACUUGACCAAAAGAAUUUAUUUUUGUUUGGAAAAUAUUCUGUAACACAUUUGGUAUUAACAUUAUUCUUUACAAAGUUGUUAGCUUCAUUUGGAGGGUUGGUUGAGCACCAUCGUGGGGUCGCUGUUUUCUCCCAGGUUUCAUUUCACCCACGAUUCUGGUUUUCAUUCUGGUGGGUGGCCUACUAAAUGUGCUUUGAUGAGAGGACGUAAGACUCACAGAGGGAGAAAACCCGACUAUCUGGUCAUGGAGAAAAUCAGUCAUCACCACUUUGUGUCACUAUCUCCAGCUGAACUUCUCAAAGAUAUUUUGGCAUCUUGUGAUGGGUCAUAGAGUCAUUGGCUGGAUCUGAUAUGUGAUGUUAUGCUCCCAUCGUGGCCAAGAUAUUAAGCAGUCCACCGGCUGUUGUGGUUAGAGUCUUGUUGUGCAAAGCUUGAAAUUGUUGUUAAAAACUGAAACAUUAAAUCAUGAAAUAAAGAUAAAACUAAAGUCUCUGUAUAUCCUCCGUCCAUAAAAGCAGCUGAAUUCAACAGAACUCAUUUAGAACAUGAUGCAGCUCAGAAACGUGUGGCUCCUGAAGUCGUUUUGUCCUCCUGACACCUC